CAAGCAUGGGAAUGGCAGAAAGCAAAGUGCAUCCCAGCUAAUCGCAAGCCGCAGUUGUACUUGCCGUUGUUCAAGACCUUUUGGCGCGACAUUGUCAAGGCGGGCAUCAUCGGCCUAAUGGAGAGUGGUGUGCGUAUAGGGUCGGCGGUGUUUACGGGAUUGCUCACAACAUACUUUGACGAAGACACGGACACCACCAUGGCACAG
Molecule: messenger RNA, 207 nt
Organism: Sphaeroforma arctica JP610
Lineage: Eukaryota; Ichthyosporea; Ichthyophonida
Exons: 1
Source: RefSeq, a predicted model, not a curated record